CUCGAAAUGGCUGACAUCGUCGACACAAAAGCCUCAGAUGAUAUUCUCAUUAUUCCUGUAUCAGUGCAAUCUAUUAUUCUCCCAGACAAGAAUCUGUCUGUCUCGUCAUUCCUUCAAUUCUCACUCCCAUCAGCUUCAAUUACCACUGCUCCGCCAUUGUGCAAAUACUUUAGCACUGACUCCCCACCUGAGGACAGCUUAUAUCUCGAUUAUCUCCGCACGCAGCCGCUUCCCCAGCUUGCGGUUCUGCACAAGCUCCUAGAAGGGGUGCAACAUGCAAUAUCGGGUGGUAGCCGGUCUAUUAUCUAUGCCCAUGCCGACAUCGAACAACCUUUUCCAUUCUGGAUUCUGACGUUUUGGCACCAAGCCUAUACUCUCUUGGACGUCCAAAGCAACUGGCGACAGGCGGAAGCCUUCCUCACCAAACAUCAACCUAAUGAGUCCCAGCACAACCCCACACUCAAAGGACAAACAGCUGCUGAUGUUCGUGAAGCUUUCGUUCGCCAGUUCGAGUGCUAUGUGAAAGGACAAUACCCUUUUGACACAAUGAUGGAUGCUGGUCAGGACGUCCUCUCAUACUGGACUCACUUGACGAAGAUACCUGAAGGCUCCAUACUUGCUUGUAUCGCAGAAAAAAUUUAUUCAAUAAAGCCCUCAUCUGUGCCCGAGGAACGAACAAUGUCGGUAUUCACGAGGAUGAAUACACCAGCCAGGAACCGUCAACAUGUCCGGACGUUGGUGGACAUGACUCAGAUUCGACAAUGGCAUAUGUAUGAUCCAAAGAAAAUGGUUGAACGACGGCAUCCAGACAUUUCAUUCUGUGAUCUUGACUCCAUCAUUUCCUCACCCAAACAAUCAGCUGCUCGUCGAAGCCACGAAACCACUGGCAGCUAUCUAUCUGUGGGCACAGAUGAGCAGGAAGAAAUCCUUGAAGACGAAGAAGGCACUUGGCUCGAUGAGACACUAGCGGCUAAACCGGCGGAGGAUUCAGCCUUCGACAUUGAAGCAGAUGCAAACCUUCACGCACUAAUUGUCACCAAGGCCUUGUCUGAUGAACACGAGGAAAGUCCUAUCAACGGCCUGUGUAGCACUCAAGGUGAUGCUACGGAGGAUGAUGCUGACCUAGAAGGCAUGGACAACGAGUGGGACGAAUUUUGGUAGUAGCUGUAGUGAAAUUUUCAAAUUUUAGGUCACGUGACUGUUAAUAACAUGUUAAUAACAUGCUUGUUAAUAACCCUACG
This is a messenger RNA of Suillus paluster, 1241 nucleotides long. RefSeq lists its product as uncharacterized. The transcript is spliced from 3 exons. Bases 7 to 1161 code for a protein of 384 amino acids. Lineage: Eukaryota; Fungi; Basidiomycota; Agaricomycetes; Boletales; Suillaceae. The record is from RefSeq and is a predicted model, not a curated record.